AACGGGGGAGAGCUGUCAGAGCUGCUCUCAGAGAUAAAGCGCUUCAGUCCGGGCAGCAAUUGGAAGCUCUGAAGAAGCAGAGUCUGCUCUGGAAGGAAACUAUAAGAAAUGGAACUUCAUUUUACUUAGAAUUUACAAAGGAAAGGGGGAAAAAAAAACCACCUUUUUUUUUUUUUUAAUCAGCUAAACAUGCACCUACCUAACUAAACUGGGACUCUGUAUAAUAAAGGAUCUACUUUAUUUCUCUGGAUCCAUGCUGCAUUUUACUACAGUAAGUGUAACACUAAUAGGAAUGUUGUAUUUUGCCUGUAAAUAGCCAGGAAAGCAUGAAACGGCAUCAGUGAAAUGUGAGUGGAGCAAAAAAAAUUCUCUUGGCAAAGAGGGCUUUGCUGCAAGUGAGGACUGGAGUCUGAGGAAGAUCCAAGUGAUAUUUAACAUGACCAUCUGUAUCAUUUUGUCACCAACAGCAUGUUCUUGAGGAAGAAGUGCAGAUAUGGAUCACGUAAGCUGCAGUUUCUCCUGCUGCUGCUGAUGCUGGGCUUUUUGCUGCUGAUGGUUACAACGCUGAACCCCCCACCCAGCAACCAGAGCAAGGAAGGGAAUUUCCAGCCUGUGGAGUUCAGCCUCCGGGAAGGGAAUCAGAUGGACUUGGCGGAGACUCGGGAAAUGCUGGAGACCCAGGAGGAGAACCAGCAGUACUACCCUUUGGAUGGGCUAUCACCUUUCAUCUCCCUGCGGGAGGAUGAGUUGAUCGUGGCCGUCGUGUCGCCCACCGGCAAGAGGAACCACAGCAAGGCCAGGAAGGGCUACCGCGUGGUGAAGCAGCAGAGCAGGCGGCCGGGGGCGAGGGCAGAGGGCGACCCGGAGUCCCCGCUCCUGCCCCUUCCUAUGCAGGGUGGGGAAGGGGCUGCUGCGGGGGAGCGACCGCUCGGCCUGGAGACCCACGGCUUUAACGAGGCGCUCAGCGAGCGGCUCCCCCUGCGCAGGGAGCUGCCCGAGGUACGACACCCGUUGUGCCUACAGCAAGAGCAUGACUCCAAUCUGCCUACUGCUAGUGUCAUCAUCUGUUUCCAUGAUGAAGCCCGGUCUACUCUGCUGAGAACUGUUCACAGCAUCAUGGACACAGCCCCAAAGGCUUCCCUCAAGGAUAUCAUCCUAGUCGAUGACCUCAGCCAGCAAGGGCCUCUGAAGUCAGCGCUGAGCGAGUAUGUCUCUAAGCUGGAUGGUGUGAAGCUCAUCCGGAGCAACAAGAGGCUUGGAGUCAUCCGAGGGCGGAUGCUAGGAGCCGCACGGGCAUCGGGGGACGUGCUUGUCUUCAUGGACUCACACUGUGAGUGCCAGAAGGGCUGGCUGGAGCCCCUCCUGGCCAGGCUGUCCAUCAACCGAAACAGUGUCGUCUCCCCUGUCAUCGAUGUCAUAGACUGGAAGACUUUUCAGUACUAUCACUCUGUGGGCUUGCACCGAGGAAUUUUUGAUUGGAAACUAAACUUCCACUGGGAAGCGGUGCCGGAGCACGAAGAGAAGGUACGGCAGUCUCCCAUCAGCCCUAUCAGGAGUCCUGUGGUAGCUGGUGCAGUAGUGGCCAUGGAUCGACAUUACUUCCAAAACAUUGGAGCUUAUGACCCUGACAUGACCCUGUGGGGAGCAGAAAAUCUAGAGCUAUCUAUAAGGACCUGGCUGUGCGGUGGCUCUGUCGAGGUCAUUCCCUGCUCCCGAGUUGGGCACGUCUAUCGCAGCCACCUUCCCCCAGCCCUCCCCUACGAAGAGGCCACUACGAGGAACAAAAUCCGGAUAGCAGAGACCUGGCUGGGCUCUUUUAAGGAGAACUUCUACAGGCAUGACACAGUGGCCUUCUUAAUCAGCAAGGCAGAGAAGCCAGACUGCAGUGAGAGAAUUCAGCUGCAGAAGAGACUGGGCUGUAGGAAUUUCCAGUGGUUUAUAUCAAAUGUCUACCCUGAACUCUCCCAAGGUGAAGACACACCAAGAUUCUCUGGCAGGCUUUACAACACUGGCAUUGGCUUCUGUGCGGAUUACAGACCUGGCAGCACCGUUGCAGAAGGCUCUAUCAAACUCUCCCCUUGCAGUGACAGCCUCACCCAGCACUUUGAAUACAACAGCGGGAAGGAAAUCCGGCUUGGUUCCGCUCCACUGGUUUGCUUUGAUGUCAGACACGGGAAGGUUACCCCUCGAAACUGUACAAAGGAGACAGACAACAGACAGCAGCACUGGCAUGUCCAGGAGGAUGGAAUGAUUGUCCAUGUCCCUUCUGGCCAAUGCAUGGAGGCAGUGAAGAGCGAGGCCGAGGAGGACUUGCGUUUGUGUGUGUGUAACAGGAGUGCAAACCAAGUGUGGCAAUUCGAGCGUUCCCCUCUGCCACGCCAGAGGUGACUGACAAGUCUCCAUGGGAAUCCAGACUCCAAAUGUCAACAGUGCUUCUCUUUGGGAUCCGUUUCCUGCAUGGACAAGGAAGAUCAGCGCCAUAGGCUGGGGACUGAGUGGCUGGAGAGCAGCCAGGAGGAAAAGGACCUGGGGGUACUGAUAGAUAGUAGCUGAACAUGAGCCAGCAGUGUGCCCAGGUGGCCAA
Molecule: messenger RNA, 2584 nt
Organism: Pogoniulus pusillus (Red-fronted tinkerbird)
Lineage: Eukaryota; Metazoa; Chordata; Aves; Piciformes; Lybiidae
Gene: GALNT15
Product: polypeptide N-acetylgalactosaminyltransferase 15
Exons: 10
Coding region: 469-2388 (639 amino acids)
Biological process (GO): protein O-linked glycosylation
Cellular component (GO): Golgi apparatus
Molecular function (GO): polypeptide N-acetylgalactosaminyltransferase activity
Source: RefSeq, a predicted model, not a curated record